AUGGAGAAAUAUAAUAAGACUAUUGUGACUGAAUUCAUCCUUUUGGGAUUUGAGACAAUCCACUCUGUUGAGAUACUGAUCUUCAUUUCCUUCCUUGUUAUAUAUGCAUUGACCAUUGCUGGUAAUGUUACAUUAAUUGCACUAGUACUGGCCAAUCCCCAUCUUCAAUUGCCUAUGUAUAUUUUCUUAAUUAACCUUUCAUUCCUGGAACUCAUAAUCACAUCAACUGUCAUGCCUAAAAUGCUAAUAAAUUUUAUCACGGGGAAGAAGACCAUCUCCUUUGUGGGCUGCCUCACUCAGUCAUACUUCUAUUUCCUCAUGGGCUCAACAGAAUUCUUCAUUCUGACUGUAAUGUCAUUUGAUCGCUAUGUUGCAAUAUGCUACCCAUUGCGCUAUGCAUCCAUCAUGAACAGCAAUGCCUGUUUCCAGCUCCUUUUGGGAUCAUGGAUUGGUGGCUUCCUGAUUAUUCUAGUUCCCAGCAUUGUAACAGCUGGCCUUCCAUUCUGUGGCCCAAAUAUAGUCAACCACUUCUUCUGUGACAGCGCCCCCUUGCUCAAGCUUGUCUGUGCUGACACAUCAUUGGCUGAAAAGGUUGAUUUUGGGACAUCUUGCAUAUUGCUUCUGGGUUCCCUUCUUAUAACAGUUGUGUCCUAUAUUUAUAUUAUUGUUGCUGUCUUGAAGAUACCAUCAACACAAGGUCGACAGAAGGCUUUCUCGACCUGUGUUUCUCAUAUCACUGUGGUAUCAUUGUAUUACGAGAGCUCAAUUGUCAUUUAUGUACGUCCGACCAAAGGGAAUGUUCUGGAUUUCAACAAAAUAGGCACAGUACUGAACACAAUAGUGACACCCAUGCUAAACCCUUUCAUAUACUGUCUCAGGAAUGAAAAGGUGAAGGAUUGCCUGAGACUUUCAUUCAGUAAAAUCAUAAUGUUUCUUAAGAAAUGA
Molecule: messenger RNA, 945 nt
Organism: Zootoca vivipara (common lizard)
Lineage: Eukaryota; Metazoa; Chordata; Lepidosauria; Squamata; Lacertidae
Product: olfactory receptor 6M1-like
Biological process (GO): G protein-coupled receptor signaling pathway
Cellular component (GO): membrane
Molecular function (GO): olfactory receptor activity; G protein-coupled receptor activity
Source: RefSeq, a predicted model, not a curated record